GCUCAAGCCUGCGUCUGAACGUUGUCUUUGAGAACAAAACGCACGCAGUCGCACUGAAAGGAAUCAACCCGCGGCCGCCGGCAUAUUGAACUCGAACUUGCUAACGUUACCAGGAGAAGAAAAGAGCAGCCAACAUUGACGUCUGUAUGUAUGAGAAACAGUUUAAGUUGGAUAAAUAUAUUAGCAACACCUUCAGCUCUGAAAGCCAUUUCAAAACAAGGAAAGUCCUUUUUUUCUAUUGAAAACGGCUAACUAGCAUUUAGCUAGCUAGCUGUAUAAUGCCAAGUAGGGGGCGCAGAGGCCGGGGAGAAUUGAAUGCAUCUGUCGUUGGGAGUCUAGCUACAGUAGCACGCUAGCGUUCUGAGUUGUGCGGGGGAAAUGUUGGUAGAAUAGCUAGCCAUCCAGUAUAAGUCAGCGGACGUAGUUAUCUAACGUUAGUUAGUUUACUCAGUUAACUAUGAAAUAUAACUAGCUAACAUCUCUAACGUCCCCUACGUUACUACAGUAGCUAGUUCAGAAAGCUAUGUAGUAAUUUACAGUAGUUAGCUACUUUAAUAGCUAUAUAGCUCAUAGAAGCAGACUUGCUGGUGUUAUGACUAGCUAGUAAGCUAACGCUGGCUCUGAUUACCUUGGGGGUGUUAGCUGGCUAGCUAAGUACAGUUUUGUUAGCCUUUUCAGGCCCAUUCUACCUAGCUAACUAACGGUAUCUGGCAUGCAAGACAGGUCAGAGACGGUACAAGCUCUAGCUAGUAGUCCUGAUUUAUUAGGCAAAACUGGCUGCAGCUUUCGUCAACUGCUCUUGUCCUGAAAUGAUCAUUUCUUCACAUUUCAGGAAGGGUUCCCCCACCUGUUGUGCCUCUGACAUGAUUACUAGCUAGUAACAUUUUUAUUAUAUGGCAUAGAAAUUAAGAAUUGUGGUUUUUCUAACGUGACAUACAUUUGAAAUCCAGUCUCAUUUGUGCUUCAACAGAAAAUGGCUGUGAACGUUUACUCAACCUCAGUGUGCAGCGACAACUUGAGUCGUCAUGACAUGCUUGCAUGGAUUAACGAAUCAUUACAGAUCAACCUUACCAAGAUAGAGCUGUUAUGUUCAGGUGAGUGACAGGGUAUGGAUGGCAUUUGUUAUUGCAUUACAUCAUAAGGCAGAGAUUGCUUAUACUUGAGUAAAUUAAAGUACAUCCAGUAAUUGAUGUAGCCUAAAGGUUUAGCCUAAUUUCCUGUUGUGUGAUCAAAGAGGAAUAGUUCAAUAGGAUUUGUGAUGACCCCAGGUGUGUCUGUCUUCUAAAGGUGCGGCCUACUGCCAGUUCAUGGACAUGCUUUUUCCCGGCUGUGUGCCUUUGAAGAAAGUCAAAUUUGCUGCAAAACUGGAGCACGAAUUCAUUCACAACUACAAGAUCUUGCAAGCUGGCUUCAAAAGAAUGGGUGUCGACAAAGUAAGUAGGCUAUUUUAUUUUCCCUCUCAGCAUAGCCUAGGCUGUAGAGCAGUGGUAUUCAAACGUUUUCAGUGGGGACCCCAUUUUUCCCUGGCAGAAUUUAUGGGGAAACAAUUUGUCCCCAAGAAUUUCUCGCGACCACACCCCAUAUCUAAUAAUACAACCAUAAAAUACAUACAUUUCGAUUUUUACAUCAACAAAUAACCUUCAAUUCAUUGCAUUUUAAUCUCUUAUCAAAACGAAAAUAAACUAUAAAUACAUUUACUCAGUAAAACAUAUAUUUUUCAAAUGAUCUUUCUCAAAACAAAACAAAAUAUUGUCCCAUACAAUAAUCUGUUCUCUUAGUUUAAAAAUAAUAAUUUUGGUGACCCCACUACAAUUCCCCCGUGACACCGACUUUGAAUAUCACUGCUCUAGUCUACAUCCAGAGCUGUACCUAUUUGCCGGGCUACGUAUAUUUUUCAUCUGUUGAACCGGUUGCUUUUGAAGCAUAUGUAUCUAUUAAUCCUUUCGCUUCCUGUCUUUACGAGUGGCGCAGCGGUCUAAGGUACUGCAUCUCAGUGCUUGAGGCGUCACUACAGACCCCCUGGUUCGAUUCCAGGCUGUAUCACAACCGGCCGUCCCAUAGGGCGGCGCACAAUUGGCCCAGCGUUGUCCGGGUUUGGCCGGUGUAGGCCGUCAUUGUAAAUAAGAAUUUGUUCUUAACUGACUUGCCUAGUUAAAUAAAGGUGAAAUAAAAUUUAAAAAUACCAUGUGUUGGCUUGCAACAUAUUAACCAUUCAACAACAUCACCAAGUGCAUACAGGAAUUCAUACAAUCAAAAGACAUGGCCUACUUGUCUCUCUUAGAUGUUCUCUAAACCUAAUAUCCUAAUCUUUGGCUUCUCGUUUGGAUUUGCACAUCUGAGUUGCCCAUAGUGUGUGUACCAAUAAUGUCAACUGGAGUGUAAUCAUUACGGCGAUUCUGUUGCAAAACGUUUUGCGACAGAAACCAUUUACUCCAAACGGAAAACGCAAACAAGUUUCUAUUGGAGAAAUUCAGGUAGGGCCCUCCCCGUUUCUUUCUGUUUUGAUUCUUAAACGGUAAAGUUUCGGUAAAGUUCCCUGCUUUAUACUUCUCUGGCACCUUUUGGUAAUUGUUUCCUGCUGAGCUAGCAUGGCCUCUCUCUACUGUGGCUCACUGAUAUUUACUUUCCUGUGCCAGAAGAGGGGGAACUGUUGGCAUCCUAUACAGACUCCACUCUGUUAGUUAGUUAGUCAUUAGUUCUCAUCCAGUAUUUGGAUGGUGUAUUUGUUGGCUUCUGCACAGUGAAGAGUGUGUGAGUUGGAGAGCAAAACAGUCUGGAUUUUCUCCCAUCAAGUGUCAUGACGAAGUCCCUCAGAAAUGGACGGUCCUCCUUGUCUCCUAGUCUGUGUUCUAUCCAUAUUCAUUCAGCAUUUUUAACGGUAGUCACCUCUGCAAUGCAUGUUUAGGCUAAAUCAACUGUGUAUGGCGUGCACAUCCACUAGUGUUUAUCUAACCCAUUUUUGUGGUGUUUAAUCCACUAACAUGGUGCUUUGUUCUUCCCAAGAUCAUCCCUGUUGACAAGUUGAUAAAAGGCAAGUUUCAGGACAACUUUGAGUUUGUGCAGUGGUUCAAGAAGUUCUUUGAUGCCAACUAUGAUGGGAAGGAGUACGACCCUGUGGAGGCUCGCCAGGGCCAAGACACCAUGCCCUGCCCUGCAAUGUCUGCCCUCAACAAACCCAAGAAGAUCCUCAAUGCUAGUGAGUGGUGGCUCAGCCACUGAUUUUUAUUUAUUUUAUUUUCACUGUACUACUACUUUUUAGGAGUGGAUCCCCUAGAUAAUGUUCCAGGCAGGGCACAAAGGCCCCAAAAUCAACAUCUUGAGACCUUUUGAACUAAAAUUGUCAAUCGAAAGCAACUAAAACCAAAUUGUUUUGGGUUGGGGGGAGAAUAGAAACACUGACUUGCAGCAAGAAAUAGCUGCUGUAAGCAGUCUAGAGAUAACUGUUGUCUUUCCAUAUUGAAAUCUACUGAGCUUGUCAAUAACAACCUCUCCCCAUCUCCAUUCUAAGUAGUUGCUUGUUCCCCUCAGCACCCCAGCGGGCAGCAGUUGCCAAGGUAGCACCCAAAAUGGCGCCCAGCUCGGCACGGAGACCAGGGGCUGGCGGAAGUGACGAGGAGCGGGCAGAACUAAUCCAGGAGGUACUGUCAUCAUCCUUCCAUUCAUAUGCCUUGAUAUGUAUUAGAAAUAACAAUUGCUGUAUUCACAUGGUUUGACUGAAGUUCUAGCCAAAAUUCAGAUAUACAUCUGAACCUUCCCUCCCAGGUGAAUAUACUGAAGUCCACCAUCCAGGACAUGGAGAAGGAGAGGGACUUCUAUUUUGGCAAACUGAGGAACAUUGAGCUCAUCUGCCAAGAGAAGGAAGGAGAGGGCGACCCCACACUGCAGAGGAUUGUGGAUAUACUCUACGCCACCGACGUGAGUUUUAGUCAACAUUACAUGCAAAGCCUCACGGGUCAACUUCAGCUUUCUUAGAUUUAAGCCUGUGUGUUUUGGUUCAUGCAACUGCUGAUGCCCUCUAAAAUUCCAUCUGUGGAAUGGCAUGUAUGUAGCUCAAGCGGAAUGCUAAAGUAUGCUCGUACAGCAUGGACAAACUGUGCUGUUUCCCUCCAGCAGGCCACGCAUGAUUGGUUCAGUCUGUUCGAAACUCAUUCAUCUGGGUCAAAUGUCAAAACACUGGUGCGCUUGAUUUAGUGUAGUUUGCACUUUUGGCACCAUUCUAUUUGUGCCUCUGUACCAGGGAAAUUAAACGGCGCACAAGUGUUUGAAAAGUAUUUGAUGCAUGGCAGGCUUAGAUCAACAUUUUAGUGUAUUUCCACUAUGUAGAGUUCUGUAACCAAAUAUCUAAGCAGAUAAUAUCCUCUUUAUCCGUCUGUCUGUGCUUUCAGGAGGGCUUCGUCAUACCAGACGCUGAGUCAGAGGACCACGAGGAAUUCUAAUGUUCAAGACUGGAUCAUGCAACUUUUAAUACUACCCCCCAACCUCUUCAAUCAGCUACAACAGCUCCCAUCCUCACCCUACGUACCACACCCUAAACAACCGGAUCAUGUUAUGUAUUGCUUGGUCUCUGAGUAGACUGUAUAUGUUUUUCGUCUGUCAAAUCAAGUUGAAAUAAGUAGUGUGAAGUCCCACUUCCUCUGAUUUCCCUUCUUCGGGUCAUCCUAUUGGCCUGUGCCAGCGUCGGUCUCGGCAUCAUGUUGGAAGAAGGCGGUUAUUUUGGCUCUCUAUUUGGGUCCAGAAGAGUGAGCUGUCAGUCUGUAAGAUGCCGCUUUUUUUCUUGGUCUUUCCCCUAAUUUUCUAUCUCUUCCGGGAAUUGGAGUUACAAGUUCGUUGGCGCCUGCACUCACUUUUGUACAUUGUAUUUUUCUUAGUUUACUCGUUUCCCAAAUUAUUACAGUCUUUGCCACACGUACAGUGGGGAGAACAAGUAUUU
Messenger RNA from Coregonus sp. 'balchen', 4930 nucleotides. Lineage: Eukaryota; Metazoa; Chordata; Actinopteri; Salmoniformes; Salmonidae. The record is from the annotation of a GenBank genome assembly.